CUGUGGUCAUGACAAAUGGAAAUGACAAUUGACAAUGACACUGACACAAACAUAUGUCAAUUAGGUCCUUCACUCCAUCCAUUACAUUACAAUUCAUUUAAAAAUAAAAUAACCUUAUUUUAUAUCUAGAUUCUAAGGCUCUGAAUUGAUAAAUAACCAUGUCGGAUCAGAAUGUUGGAUCAGCGCCACCUUCGGCGGCUCCUUCAGCCGCCAGUGUGGCAGAUGAGCAAAGAACUGCAGGCUCGACUGGCUCUGGGUCUGAAGAAAAAGUGUAUGGAGGUUGUGAGGGGCCCGAUGCAAUGUAUGUGAAGCUAGUCUCCUCUGACGGACAUGAGUUCAUUGUGAAGAGGGAACACGCUCUCACAUCUGGCACUAUCAAAGCCAUGUUGAGUGGACCUGGACAGUUUGCUGAGAAUGAGGCCAACGAAGUAAACUUCAGGGAGAUACCGUCACAUGUCCUUCAAAAGGUAUGCAUGUACUUCACUUACAAGGUGCGUUAUACAAACUCUUCGACAGAGAUCCCAGAGUUUCCUAUUGCUCCGGAGAUUGCACUGGAACUCCUCAUGGCUGCCAAUUUCCUUGACUGUUAGAUAGUCUAUGUACUAGGCGGCAAAGGUGGAAUUCAAACCUAGUCCAUAACUUAGCUCCUGACUAAUGCCUUAAAGAUUCAUGGGUGCAACUGCAAAUAUUUUGUUUUAUUGAAACCUUUUUUUAAAAGGAAAAAUAUAGUUUUUUUUCUCAAUGAAAUUAUAUCAAAAUUGGUUAUUAAGUGUAAGACUUGACUUGACAGCUUAACCUCGUCUGAUUUUCAAGCAUGUUUAAUUAUAUAGUUACAAUCACAAGUUAACACCAAAACAGUGUUAGAGUUUGGCUAAUUAACGCAGUGACUGAAAUUGACCAGCAAAUUUAAAACAAAUUUAAAAAUGGAGGGUGCUCCCAAAACAAUAGUGCAUAUAUUUAAAUAACUCAAGUUUAAUGAUUGCAAUUUAAUUAUUUUUCAAUAAGUAGUAAGGUUUUUAUACAUACUUUUUUUAUAAUAAUAAUUAUAAAAAAAGUAUGUAUGUAAUAUUUAAUAAGUAGAUAUUUUUUCAUUUGCCGGGCGAUUUGUCUCUACUUUCAUUAGCCAAAGUCUAACUUGUGAUAUUAGCCCUGUUAAUUGCCAUUUAAGAGACAAUAUGUUUGUUAUCUAUGGGUAGUUUGGCUCAAUAACAAGUGAACUGUAUGGAUAGUAACAAAUGUGGCUUUACUGUGUUUAGAAAGCACCAAAAAAUUGUCUAAAUGUGUUCACAAUAACCCUGGUUGUACUGAACGGAGUUAGGAGUUACAUGUUAGGUUGAACUUUUAUGAUAAGUAAAUACCUCUAUCAAGAUUAACUUGAGAAUUUUCGUGUGAAAACAUACUAACUUAUGACUAGAAAAAUAUAAAAAUGUUCUGAACUUUGACUAAAUAAUUAGGUAACUUAUAAAAAAAGUAACUUUUCAAAUUACGAGUAAAUGGCAUUUUUCCGGUGUUAACAUACCCCAUUACAGAAAAAGUAAAUUGUAUAAAGGCAUUUAUAGAUUUUGCUUUAGUAACAGCGAAUUUAUUUUGCAUGUCACAAUCUAUUUAAGUAUUUCUUUGUAAUAAAUUGUAAACUCUAA
Messenger RNA from Bicyclus anynana (squinting bush brown), 1640 nucleotides. RefSeq names its product elongin-C (gene EloC). The coding region runs from base 159 to 590 and encodes 143 amino acids. Gene Ontology annotation, molecular function: protein-macromolecule adaptor activity. The transcript is spliced from 4 exons. Gene Ontology annotation, biological process: ubiquitin-dependent protein catabolic process. Gene Ontology annotation, cellular component: elongin complex. NCBI's taxonomy places the organism in Eukaryota, Metazoa, Arthropoda, Insecta, Lepidoptera, Nymphalidae. The record is from RefSeq and is a predicted model, not a curated record.